This is a messenger RNA of Aspergillus clavatus NRRL 1, 246 nucleotides long. RefSeq lists its product as uncharacterized. The record is from RefSeq and is a predicted model, not a curated record. Lineage: Eukaryota; Fungi; Ascomycota; Eurotiomycetes; Eurotiales; Aspergillaceae. The coding region runs from base 1 to 246 and encodes 81 amino acids. The transcript is spliced from 2 exons.
AUGGUUCGAAAGACAGAGACAGGCAAGCCUUUUGGAAGGACUGCGGGGUCCCUCAACGCCCCAAUCGCGGCCUUCACCAUGGCAUUUGUCCUUCUCUCGUACUGCGUCAGCUCCAUCCAUUCUGCUCGCCGUGAGGCCGCACAAUCCCUGCCGGCUACGACUGCAAGAGUCCCCGCGGACAAGUCUGGCCAAUCAUGGGUGCAGCAGGCACUCCAGGAGGCCGAACAACAGAAGGAGUCGAAAUAA